UUCUCACUGCUCGGCGCUUUUGCCACUUAGGCUAAUGGAAAUUGGUGACCCGGUUUGAGGGGAGAUCAGAGCCUGGGAUAAGGUGGCCCAGAAGGAUGUGCCGCCAAACAGUCCACGAUGAGUGGCCGCCUUGGUCGGAUCCUGCAGUUCCACCUGCGGCUCUUCCAGUGGCUCGGCUUCCAUGGACUGCCCCUUCCGGGGGAUGCGAAUCCGACCAGGAUGAGGAGGCGUCUGAAGGCCUGGAGCCUGUUCCUGCUCAUCGCGCUGAGUGCCCUGAUUGCACUGUGCCUGGCCAGCGGCGAGGAUUGGCCAUUCCUGUUUCGCGGCGACAUUUUCGGCUGCGUGAACGAUGCCCUAAAAUACGUAUUCGCCGAGUUGGCCAUGGUGGCCAUCUAUCUGGAGGCACUCAGCUGCCAGCGGCCCUUGGCCAACUUCUGGUGGCUCCACUACAAUGUGGGUGGUGGUGCGAUCAGUCUGAGGAAGGAGCUGCAUCAGUAUGGUCGCUUUCUGAUCACCCUGUAUUCGCUGAUGCUGACCGAACUGGUGUUCCAUUUGGGAUUGUGGCAGGUGCAGCCACUGAGUCGCCACAUGCUGCUGUUCUGGAGCAGCUACGAGCCGUUCGUGUGCCUCACCUACAUGCGGAAUGUGCAGUUUGUGCUGCACUUGGAGCUGCUCAGGGAGCAGCUGGCCGCACUGCAGCGGGAAUUGGGUCUGCUGGCGGAGUACUCUCGAUUUGCCAGCGAAACGGGGCGCAGUUUCCCCGGCUUCGAGGUUUUUCUGCGCCGCAGACUGCUGCAGAAGCAGCGAUUAUAUUGCGACAUAUACGACAUGUUCAAAUGUUUCCAGAACGCCUUCAAGUUCUCCAUCCUCGCAGUGCUGCUUACCAUCAACAUCCGCAUCGCCGUCGACUGCUACUUCAUGUACUACAGCAUCUACAAAAAUGUGGCCAAUAUUGAUUACUAUUUAAUCUUGCCCGCCCUGAUGGAGAUUCCCGCUUUUAUCUACGCCUCGCAGAGCUGCAUGGUGAUUGUGCCGCGGAUUGCCCACCAGCUGCAUAAUAUAGUCACAGAUUCCGUCUGCUGCAGCUGUCCCGAUCUCUCGCUGCAGAUUCAAAACUUUUCACUGCAACUUCUGCACCAGCCGGUGCGAAUCGAUUGCCUGGGCCUAACCACCUUGGAUUGCAGUCUGCUUACGCGGAUUGCCUGUUCGGUGGGCACCUACAUGAUCUACACCAUCCAAUUUAUGCCAAAAUUCGGCACUCACUAUAUCUAG
Messenger RNA from Drosophila elegans, 1272 nucleotides. It is a transcript of the gene Gr8a, whose product is annotated as gustatory receptor 8a. The transcript has 5 exons. NCBI's taxonomy places the organism in Eukaryota, Metazoa, Arthropoda, Insecta, Diptera, Drosophilidae. Gene Ontology annotation, cellular component: membrane. The record is from RefSeq and is a predicted model, not a curated record. Bases 118 to 1272 code for a protein of 384 amino acids. Gene Ontology annotation, biological process: sensory perception of taste.